UAUUUAAAUGCCGUGGUUGUCAUGAGAGUUGUUGUUGGUGCUGGGGAAGACAGAACAGGCAGUUUAAUUUGUCGUUCUAAUGGAGCAAUCAUGGGAGAAUUGGCCUCUUGAUAUGGGAAUGGAGGAAGACAGGGAUCUGAGGGAUGAGGAGGAGUUCCUGAGAAACAUCCUCAGUGAACCUUCUGAGAGUGAGAUGGUAACCGUUGGGUCAGCCAAAAGGCCUCCGAGGACAUACAUUUUGUCUUUUGAUAACUCCACCAUAAUACCAGCUACUCCUGAACCCACUUCCAGAAAACGCACACGCCAGCCACAAAAUCUCAACUUAGAACCAAUUAAACCAAACCCCAACACCCAGCCUGGAAAGAGGGGUAGAAGCUGUUCCCAGACUCUGGAUCACAUUAUGGCCGAAAGAAAAAGGAGACAGGAACUCACCCAGAAGUUCAUUGCUCUUUCAGCCACUAUCCCUGGCUUGAAGAAGACGGACAAGAGUUCUAUACUUGGCGAAGCAAUUGAUUACGUGAAACAACUUCAAGAACGCGUGACGGAGCUUGAACAGAGAAACAUGAGAGGGAAAGAAUCAAUGAUAAUCCUCAAGAAGAGUGAAGUGUGUAACUCAAGUGAAACAAAUUCUGAGGAUUGCUGUAGAGCCAGCGAAAUGCUCCCUGAUGUUGAAGCAAGAGUGAUGGAGAAUGAGGUACUCAUUGAGAUCCAUUGCGAGAAGGAAGAUGGGGUUGAGCUCAAAAUAUUGGACCACCUUGAAAAUCUUCAACUCUGUGUCACCGCCAGCAGCGUAUUGCCCUUUGGGAAUUCAACUCUUGGUAUUACUAUUAUCGCUCAGAUGGGUGACGCGUACAAAAUGAAGGUGAAUGAUCUAGUCCCAAAACUAAGACAAGUGCUGUUGAAUCGCAUGAACGUCAAUACCGAUCCGUACUAGUGUAUCAAAUUAUUCAAGCAGAUUGUUGUGUACGGACUCACUCUUUUUCUUCUUCUUUUUUUUUAUUUAUUUUUUGUGGUCCGAUCGCGUAUGAACUUUGAAGCUGUAAAGGUUUGACAAGUUUGUUGGGCUUUGUGUAGGAGUUUGAUCUUUAUGCUUUUAUGAGUAGGUAGCACUUUAUAGUUUUGUGUGUGUCUUGUGCUGCUCGAGUAACAGCACAUCUCUCAUGUGCAAUCUUCCCGUUCGUGCUCUUGUACAUAACAUCAAUCAAACGUGUUUGGGAUGAACUCAUGUUCCGUUAUUAUUGUUAUUAUUAUUAGGUUUAAUUACU
Molecule: messenger RNA, 1265 nt
Organism: Glycine soja
Lineage: Eukaryota; Viridiplantae; Streptophyta; Magnoliopsida; Fabales; Fabaceae
Product: transcription factor bHLH25-like
Exons: 4
Coding region: 80-934 (284 amino acids)
Molecular function (GO): protein dimerization activity
Source: RefSeq, a predicted model, not a curated record